AUGAAUUUUGAUUACUUGCAAAAUUUAAAUAUCGAUUUUGGCACUGCCAGUGAUUCAACCAUUUCACCACAAAUUGAUCAAAGUGAAUUGGAUUUGUUUUCACAAGCUGCCAAUAAUGACUUCUUUUCUUUAGAUGUAUUUGGCAAUGAUCAAAUUCCAAUCAAACCAAAACAAGAAACCAUUCAACUUAAACAAGAACCAAUAGAUAAUCAACCACCAUCACAACAACAACCACAAUUUACUGAUUUCCAAUUUACAAAUAUCACUCCACCUCAACAAGAACAAUUUACUAUUCCUUCACAACCAAUCACAACUAGUAAUAAAAAAGUUGAAGACAAAGUAGCAACAGUGGCUGCUCAAGAAGAUAAGAGAAAGAGAAACACAGCAGCAAGUGCAAGAUUUAGAAUUAAAAAGAAGUUGAAGGAACAAGAACUAAUACAACGUUCUAAAGAAUUGGAAGAAAAAGUAUCUGUAUUGGAAAAGAAAUUAAAGAGUAUAGAAAUGGAAAAUAAAAUACUUAAAUCAAUUCUUUUAAAAGAACAAGAAAAGAAAAAUGAUGAUUUAUUGGAAACAAUUAAAAAGAGAAGUCUAGAUGAUUGGCAUUGGAGUUCUUGA
This is a messenger RNA of Candida tropicalis MYA-3404, 615 nucleotides long. RefSeq names its product Met28p (gene MET28). Gene Ontology annotation, cellular component: nucleus; Cbf1-Met4-Met28 complex. The coding region runs from base 1 to 615 and encodes 204 amino acids. Gene Ontology annotation, biological process: regulation of transcription by RNA polymerase II. The transcript has a single exon. Gene Ontology annotation, molecular function: DNA-binding transcription activator activity, RNA polymerase II-specific; RNA polymerase II transcription regulatory region sequence-specific DNA binding. The record is from RefSeq and is a predicted model, not a curated record. NCBI's taxonomy places the organism in Eukaryota, Fungi, Ascomycota, Pichiomycetes, Serinales, Debaryomycetaceae.